Tetrahymena thermophila SB210 is the source of this 1899-nucleotide messenger RNA. RefSeq names its product Serine/Threonine kinase domain protein. Gene Ontology annotation, molecular function: ATP binding; protein serine/threonine kinase activity. Lineage: Eukaryota; Ciliophora; Oligohymenophorea; Hymenostomatida; Tetrahymenidae. The record is from RefSeq and is a predicted model, not a curated record. Gene Ontology annotation, biological process: autophagy; peptidyl-serine phosphorylation; autophagosome organization. The transcript has 3 exons. Gene Ontology annotation, cellular component: cytoplasm; autophagosome.
AUGAAUCCUGAUUAGCAGGCAAAGCAAGAUAAGCAAGCAGCCUAAUAGUAGAAGAUGCAAAAGCAAGGAGCUAGUGUUGAAUGCAAAGCUUCUGAAUAGGGAGAACAGAAUGAGUUAGGAGGCAAAUAAAUUUAAGAUUUCUACAUCACUAAGCAAAAUUUAGGAAAAGGUGCGUUCGGUUCAGUUUUUAUUGCGUAUAGGUUGACAAAAGAAGGAAAGAAGAAUGGCAAAUUUGCUGCUAAAGUGAUAUAAUUAACCACACUUAAUGACAAAGAGAUUAUUUAACUAACUAGAGAAAUAGAAAUUCUAAAAACAAUUCGUCAUGAUAAUAUUGUGAAAAUGGAACAUGUUACCAGAACAAAAAAUAACUUGUAUUUAUUUUUAGAGUAUAUCAAAGAUGGAGAUUUAAGCAAAUAUCUUGAAAACAAGCGUCGUCUUUCAUAAGAAGAAACUGUUUUCUUUUUUAGAUAAAUUGUUAAUGGGUUUAAGGAGCUUUAUAAACGCAAUAUCAUUCAUAGAGAUAUUAAGCCAGAAAACAUUCUAUUAGAAAAGAAGGAAAAUCAUAAAAGGCUUUUGAUAAGCGAUUUUGGAUUCGCACGUGUAGUCAACUAAGAUUAGAUGAAUAAGCAAAUAGAGCAAACACCAGUUGGUUCAUUAAAGUAUAUGGCUCCUUAGAUACUAGGAAUAAUUAACUUCUCUUGUAAAUGUGAUGUAUGGUCUUUAGGAGUGAUGAUUUAUGAAUUACUUUAUGGGUAUCCACCUUGGAUGGAUGACACAUAUCAGCGUUUAUUAAAUAGAAUUCUCAGCUAACCACUUACAUUCCCAGAAAAUGUUCAAAUAAUUCCAGAACUAAAAGAGCUAUUGCGUAGAAUGAUGACAAUUGAUGAAGAGUAGAGAAUAUCUUGGGAUGAAAUUUUUCUUCAUCCACUUAUGAAUGAAGAAUAUGAGUUCUACUCUAAAUUUAAAUAAACUGAAUCUUACAUUUAAUCUUCAAUGAAAGAAAUUUAUAUUGAAGCAGAUUUAAAACUUGCUCUUCAAGCAUCUUUAACAUAGACUUAAAAUGAUGAUUAGUUGUAGGAUUUGAAGAAAUAAGUAUGUGAGUAUCUCUCGUAUUAGAGAAAAUUGAUGAUUUUUUUGACAUAUUUAAUAAAUGAAAUAAUUAAAUUUUAAACUUUUUCUUCUUUUGAGAUAUCCAAAGUUAUUUAUCAUAAAACUUUGCUCCUGCUGUAAAAAUAAUAACAAAUAAUUAGAGAAGAAGUCCAGGCAAUUUUGAAUGCAGAGUAAAUUACUUCUAAUAUAGAAUUUUUAUAAUAGAGCUAAUUAGAAAAAUUAAAAGAUUCUGAAUGCUUUAAGUACUUUAGCUAGCUCAAAUAAAAGGAUGACGAUAAUGUGAUGCCAUUCUUUAUAUAAAUGUUUACAAAUUCAGCUAGAUAUUUAGAUACUCAUUAAGAGGAAGAGUUUGUAAAAAUUCUUAAGUAAAAACUAAAAUUAAAAGAUGAGAUUUUUACCCAAAAUCACGAAUCCAUACUCUCUUAAUUCAUUGUUGGAGUUAUGACUUCCAUUAGCAAAAAACAAAAUAAAUACCAUGAGAUAAUAUAAUGCCUCAUUUGUUGCAUAAAUUGUAGAGAGUACCAAAAAUAAUUACUCUGGGAUUAAAAUGCUAAAAGUUAGAAUUAAUAGUUGUAUUCAGUAAUAAAAGCAAUUAAAACUUCAGAUUUGAAAGUUUUAGAGUAAAAAGCAAAUGAGUAUUUCCAUUAGUUGUAGCCAUGCGAAAAUUCUCCAUUAAGAGACUCAUCUGAGUCAUAGGGUACUGCUCAAGAUAAAAUAAUUAUGUCUUAAGAGCAUAAAAAUAUUAGCAUGCUUAACUCAAGUAACGGUAAAUCUGAUUUUAAAAAGUGA